AUGUCUGAAGUCAAGAGCAUUAACUGGCGCCAGGUCGAGCUUGGUCGCAUUGUUCUGAUCAACCGUGGCCCCUACGCUGGUAAGCUCGCUACCAUUGUCGAGAUCAUUGACCACAAGCGUGUCCUCGUGGACGGCCCCAAGACUGGCGUCCCCCGCCAGGGUGCCAACCUUGGCCACGUUACUCUGACCCAGCACGUCAUCCCCAAGCUGCCGCGUGCUGCCGGCACCGCCGCCGUUGCCAAGAAGUGGGUUUCCUCCAAGGUCGAGGACAAGUGGAACGAGUCUGCCUGGGCCAAGAAGAUCGCUCAGCGCCAGCGCCGCCGCGAGCUCUCCGACUUUGAGCGCUUCCAGGUUCUCGUGCUCAAGAAACAGCGCCGCUAUGCCGUGCGCAAGGCCGUUGCCAAGGCUAACUAA
Molecule: messenger RNA, 414 nt
Organism: Wickerhamiella sorbophila
Lineage: Eukaryota; Fungi; Ascomycota; Dipodascomycetes; Dipodascales; Trichomonascaceae
Product: 60S ribosomal protein L14-A
Exons: 1
Coding region: 1-414 (137 amino acids)
Biological process (GO): translation; ribosomal large subunit biogenesis
Cellular component (GO): cytosolic large ribosomal subunit; ribosome
Molecular function (GO): RNA binding; structural constituent of ribosome
Source: RefSeq, a predicted model, not a curated record